GGAGAUUUCGGAAAUGGCGAGAAAGCUGCGACGAAAGAUGGAACUUCGUAUUUUGCCAUUGAAAGAUUCAUCCGGGACAUGUUAGGAGGUGCAGAAGACGUGCAUGCAUAAACAUGGCGAAGAAAGCAGCCGCAUUUAUCCUCGUCUCGCUUCCGGUGACCGGUCACUUGCCGGUAACCAUCGAGCUGGCGAAGCGGCUGAUGAAUCACGACCGUCGGGUCAAGAACAUCACCAUCCUCUCCUGGAGAUUACCAUUCACUUCUCCCUCCUCCUCCUACUCAGACGCUCUCUCUCGUUCCCAUCCUGACAUUGACCUCGUUGACUUACCCGAAAUCGAAGACCCUCCCCCACUUGACCUCUACACGAGAGUUGCCGAGGCAUACAUAUAUCGGUACAUCAUCAAAGCCUUGCCUGUCCUUAGAGAGAUUAUCUCGGCCCUCGUCUCGUCCUAUCAUGCUUCCGGUUCAGUUCAUGUUGUUGGGUUGGUUCUUGAUUUCUUCUCCAACCCUUUGAUCGACGUGGGUGACGAUCUGAAUAUACCUUCUUACAUCUUAUUGACGUGUAGUGCCGGAUUCUUGGGUUUGAUGAAGUACCUGUCCGAACGUCACAGAAGGGUAGCGUCCGAGUUCGAUGACAGGUCCUGUCACGAGCUCUUGUCGAUCCCUGGGUUCGACCGUUCCGUCCCUGUGAACGUUAUGCCGCCUCGUCUGUUUCAGAAAGACUCGCACGAGGCUUACGUGAAGCUAGCGGAGAGAUUCAAGGACGCAAAGGGUAUUCUGGUGAAUACAUUCACCGAUCUUGAGCCACAUGCUAUUGAUUAUUUCAGCCGCGAAGAGAAUUACCCGCCAGUCUACGUGGUGGGUCCGGUUGUAAACCUUGAGAACCGUCCGAAUCCGAACAUAGAUCCAGUGGAACAUGACAUGAUCAUGAGAUGGCUCGACGAACAGCAUGAGUCAUCUGUCGUGUUCUUCUGCUUUGGAAGCAAAGGAGUUUUAGACAGCAUGCAAGUGAAGGAAAUAGCUCUGGGGCUCGAAUCAUGUGGCUGCAGAUUUCUUUGGUCGAUCAGGACAAACCCGAUGAAGGACGUGAAGCCGUACGACCUCUUGCCAGACGGGUUCAUGGGUCGGGUCACGGGUCGGGGCGUGGUGUGCGGGUGGGCCCCGCAGGUGGAAGUACUAUCCCACAAAGCGGUAGGAGGGUUCGUGUCUCACUGCGGCUGGAACUCCAUACUGGAGAGCUUGUGGUUUGGAGUUCCGAUUGCCACGUGGCCGAUGUACGCCGAGCAACACCUGAACGCGUUCACGAUGACAAAGGAGCUGGGCCUCGCUGUGGAGCUGAGGCUGGAUUACGUGUCCGGCCACGGAAGUGUCGUGAUAGCGGAGGAGAUCUCGAGAGCCGUCCGAUCUGUGAUGAACGGUGGAGAUUCGAGGAGGGAGAAGGUGAAGGAGAUGGCUGGUCUGGCGAGGAAGGCAUUGAUGGACGGUGGAUCUUCCUUCUCCGCAGUAUCCACUUUCCUCCGGGAAUUGUUGGCCGUUGAUCCUUCAUCAUAACGUUUGUGGACCAAAUAUAUAUAUCUAUAUAUAUAUAUAUAUAUAUAUAUAGAUACUUAAUAUAGAUUACGUACGGUUAUUUGGAUCGUCUUUUUAUCAUUAUCCCUCAUAAUAUUUCUGCUUUUCGGUGCA
Messenger RNA from Tarenaya hassleriana, 1682 nucleotides. Its product is annotated as UDP-glycosyltransferase 71C4-like. Gene Ontology annotation, molecular function: UDP-glycosyltransferase activity. The record is from RefSeq and is a predicted model, not a curated record. The coding region runs from base 114 to 1550 and encodes 478 amino acids. NCBI's taxonomy places the organism in Eukaryota, Viridiplantae, Streptophyta, Magnoliopsida, Brassicales, Cleomaceae. The transcript is spliced from 2 exons.